AUUUCAAAGAUUAUUCCCACCUCUCGCCAACAACAACCACCAGCCACACAUACAUUCAAGCACUGCAAACCUAUUCCACGAAGCAACCACCCUCUAAUUAUUCCAUUCACACCGCAAACAUGCCCGUUUCUAAGAAGAUGAAGGUGAGUUCUCUACAAGAGUCGGAGAAAUAGAAAAGGCAGGCAACAUAUGGAGAAUCAACGCUGAUAAACAACCCUUCCUCAGGUCCAACGCGAUCACCGCAAAGCCGAAGCAGCUGGCACACGCGCACCCGUCAAAGCAAAUGGUCUCCCUGUCAAAGCCCCAAAGCCAACAUCCAUCGUACGUUGAGACCUCGAGCAACAAGCCCAUCCCGAUCAGACCAAAGCAUAGCAACAUUCCCCCCCCCCUCUGGAUCGCAAUCUCCCAAAAUAACAACGAAAGGAGGCACAAAUGAGAGCCUACCGAGAGAUACAAUGCUAAUCGCCCCUUGCGCAAUCUAGUGCGCAAACUGCCGAAAAGAAAUCGUCAACACGAAUAUAAAGCAGUUGGAGGUCCAUGCCGAGACGCACGAUCAAAAGACUUGGCCCAAGGAGAAGUGCUGGCCCAAGGAGUUCCCUAGCGCAUGAGCACAUACGGGCGAGCUGGAAUGGUCAUGAUACAUGGGACGAAUGAGAUAUGUGACUGAUGACGGGUUGAACGUGGGGUUAAUGGCGGGGUUUCA
Messenger RNA from Hymenoscyphus albidus, 703 nucleotides. The record is from the annotation of a GenBank genome assembly. NCBI's taxonomy places the organism in Eukaryota, Fungi, Ascomycota, Leotiomycetes, Helotiales, Helotiaceae.